CACCAGCCGACGGGCGCUUUAUUUAUUCUGGCCACCGUGGCCAUACUUCUUGUCACCUUUACUUCUCUCUCCAUUUUUUUUGUUUGAAUGCACUGAACUCUAUGUAUUUAUUGGCCAAAACUGCACAAAUGUGGCUGUUUUGCACGAGAUGCCUCACGAUCACGACAGGGUUCAGCGACUACCGAACCUCCUCAUCCUCACCGGUCCCUGCUGUUCCUUCCUGCCCCAUCCGCCCCCUCUACUAUAUACUCGCCAAAAAUUCAGCACCGAGACAUCCUCUCCAGCACAGACAACUCCUGUCCCCAUCUUUCUACACACAUACGCACUCGAAAUUCGGGGCUCAGGUUCGACACCGACAACCUUUCGAACUCCUCACCUUUGAUUCUGGGACGGAAAUAUCAGUCAACAGGAUUCUUACAUCUGAGGCUAUCAAUCGGAUUCCAAGACCUAUGGUACUCGGUUGGAGGAUCUCACGAAAGCCCACCAUCCCCGGUAUUCACUCGAGUGAUCAACCGGAUUCCCAGGCCUUUGGUACUCAGAUGGAGGCCUGCCAGCCAGACUGUCAGAUCUUUGGUUUUGAGGAAAGGUCCGUUUGCCAGAUCUUUGGUGUUGAGGAAAGGCUUGAGAUGGUGACCGCGGGGGAGCAGGCGAUUAUCCCUCUGGCUUCUGCACCGCUGCAAGUGCCAGAGGUUAGUCUCCUCUCCCUUUCCCACCUUACUAUCGCGGUUGUCAGCUAAUUUUCCCAUAUUGUAGGUUCUUCGCUCUUCUUUUUCCUAGAAACCGAGCUCCAAAGAC
Molecule: messenger RNA, 795 nt
Organism: Tricharina praecox
Lineage: Eukaryota; Fungi; Ascomycota; Pezizomycetes; Pezizales; Pyronemataceae
Exons: 3
Coding region: 102-737 (211 amino acids)
Source: RefSeq, a predicted model, not a curated record